CGCAUGGCGCCAAGCGAGCUACUUAUUGCGAUGCAAAUUUUCUUGCCAUUUGUUAAGCACCCAACCGAACCCCGGAUGUUAUAAGUGCAUCGCCCAAACUACAAUUCACAUAUACCACUGCAAAAGUUCAGAGAUUAGUCUAUUCAGGUUCUUUCCUAGAGGCCACCAUGGAUUCGCUCACGUACUACCUGUGCCUCUUCUUGGCGGCUCUCCUCCCUCUCUUGCUCCUCAAGCUCAAGAACCGUGACAACAAUAGCCUCAGGCUGCCGCCGGGCCCAUGGCGGCUGCCGGUCAUCGGCAGCCUCCACCACCUGCUCGGCAGCCCGUUCCCCCACCAUGCCAUGGCUGACAUCGCGCGCCGGCUCGAGGCGCCCCUCAUCUACCUCAAGCUCGGUGAGGUUCCUGUCGUCGUUGCGUCGUCGCAGGACGCCGCUAGCGAGAUCAUGAAGACGCACGACGUCAACUUCGCCACGCGCCCGUUGAGCCCGACGAUAAAGGUCUUCAUGGCAGAUGGGGUAGGCCUGGUGUUCGCGCCCUACGGCGCUCUGUGGCGGCAGCUCCGCAAGAUCAGCAUCCUGGAACUGCUCAGCGCCCGCCGCGUGCAGUCGUUCCGCGGCGUCCGGGAGGAGGAGGUCGGCCGCCUCGUGGCUGCCAUCGCGGCGGCGUCGCUGACGGGCGAGGCCGUGAACGUCAGCCAGAGGAUCGCCGAGCUCACGAAUGACACGGCCGUGCGCUCCAUGAUCGGCGACCGGUUCGAGAGGCGGCAGGAAUUCCUGGAUAAUAUGGCGGAGGGAGUAAAGAUCACCACCGGGUUCAGCCUCGGCGAUCUGUUCCCGUCGUCGAGGCUGGCGAGCGUCAUCGGUGGCAUGGCUCGUCGGGCGGCGGUAAACCACCGUAAGAUGUUCGAGCUGAUGGACUACGCCAUCAAAAAGCACGAGGAGCAGAGGGCAGCCAUGGCCAAAUCUGCAGAGGGAGAGGGCAUCGUGAAGGAGGAUCUGGUGGACGUGCUUCUGAGGAUACAGAAGGAAGGUGGCCUGGAGGUGCCACUCACCAUGGGAAUGAUCAAGGCCAUCAUCCUGGACCUUUUUGGUGCGGGGAGUGAGACCUCUGCAAGUACACUUCAAUGGGCUAUGUCAGAGCUUGUACGCAACCCAAAACUGAUGGAAAGGGCACAAGUCGAGGUACGCGAGAAGCUUCAGGGGAAGCCAACGGUGACUGAAGAUGACUUGGUUGAGUUGAGGUACAUAAAGCUCAUCAUCAAAGAGACCCUAAGGAUGCAUCCGGUGGUGCCAUUGCUUCUCCCAAGGGAGUGUAGAGAGUCAUGCAAGGUCAUGGGGUAUGAUGUACCCAAGGGAACUACUGUGUUUGUGAAUGUUUGGGCGAUCAGCAGGGAUCCCAAAUAUUGGGAAGAUGCUGCGACAUUCAAACCGGAACGAUUUGAGGCUGGUACAAUUGAUUUCAAGGGCACAGACUUUGAAUACACUCCCUUUGGGGCAGGUCGGAGGAUGUGCCCGGGCUUAGCAUUUGCGCAGGCAAGCAUGGAGAUCGUGCUCGCAGCACUCCUAUACCAUUUUGACUGGAAGCUGCCUGAUGGGAUGCUGCCAAGUGAAUUGGACAUGACGGAGGAGAUGAGCAUCACCGCCCGAAGGAAACACGAUCUUUACCUGCAGCCAGUUGUCAGUGUGCCACCACAUGUAUGAUCUUAGCUAUUGUACUUGCUAUUUUACCCUAGAUAUAUGCUUUACACAUCUAGUUGCAAGUGUGCCGUUGUCUGAAUUUAAAAAUAAGUACAUGAAACACAUUGUUUUUCUUUGAUGAAAUGUUGAAGUUCUCUAUGUAAAGAUGCAUAUGAAUGGUUUAGAACCUCACAGUACAAUGAUAUGUUGAAAUCCAUAUGCUUCAAGCUUCGUCAGUUCAUAGCAAA
Sorghum bicolor (sorghum) is the source of this 1924-nucleotide messenger RNA. RefSeq names its product premnaspirodiene oxygenase. Gene Ontology annotation, molecular function: iron ion binding; heme binding; oxidoreductase activity, acting on paired donors, with incorporation or reduction of molecular oxygen. Lineage: Eukaryota; Viridiplantae; Streptophyta; Magnoliopsida; Poales; Poaceae. The transcript has 2 exons. Bases 168 to 1700 code for a protein of 510 amino acids. The record is from RefSeq and is a predicted model, not a curated record.